Molecule: messenger RNA, 858 nt
Organism: Dentiscutata erythropus
Lineage: Eukaryota; Fungi; Glomeromycota; Glomeromycetes; Diversisporales; Gigasporaceae
Source: the annotation of a GenBank genome assembly
AUGAAAGAAGAUCUUAACCAGUUGGAUUGUAACGAUGGCUUUCUUAAAGAUCAACUUGAUAGGCCUCAAACAUCUCUCUGUUCUCUUUUAGUUGAUAUACAGCCAUCUGAUAUUGUAGAAGUCUGGGAGCUCUUCGGGAUUACGAAUUUAUGGUAUCUAGAAGAUAUUCAAGAUCAAGAUAGUCAAUUAAAAUUACAAGAAACUGUAGAAGUAUUAACACAAUUUCAGCAAAACAAUAAUGCAGAAAUGAUGAAUGAUUUACAUUUAUUUAAUAAGUUCAGACCACAAUAUAUAUUUACAAGUAAAAUAAAAAAACAAGUGCAAAGAGAAGUUAGAUACGCCCAAGGUUUCAGAAAGGUUAAAAAAGCCCUUAAUUUAGCUCUAGAUUUAAAUUAUGAAGAUAAAUUUCUCAAAAUUAUAAGCAACUUUAUUACCUGUAAAAAAAGUAGUAUACAAAGCACAAGCAAUGAGGAAAAUUUAUGCGUCUUAGAUCUCUUGGUUCAAAAACGACGUGGAUGUCAACCAAAUAAACGUAUUAAAUCAGCAACAGAGAAGUCACAUCACAGUAGUUCUGGAAACAGCGCAAUCAACCCAUCUGAUCCCAAUUUGACAUCUAGAGUUACAAAUAAUGAAAAUCAAAUAUCUCUGAUCUUUCUAAAUCCUCUUCACACUCUUAAUAGCAAUGAUAUUCAUAUUCAAGAAAAAACUGAUUCUGAUGAUACUGAUGAGGAUGGCGAUGAUGUGUCUAAUUCUGAUAAAUCAUUUAUCGUAGAUGAAAAUAUAGUCAAGCGUAAAUAUGUAUGUAAAGCAUGUAGCAAAUCUGGACAUAAUAUCCGAAAAUGUAAAUUUCAAGAGUGA